Molecule: messenger RNA, 3108 nt
Organism: Clarias gariepinus (North African catfish)
Lineage: Eukaryota; Metazoa; Chordata; Actinopteri; Siluriformes; Clariidae
Product: RING finger protein 145
Exons: 11
Coding region: 478-2523 (681 amino acids)
Cellular component (GO): endomembrane system; endoplasmic reticulum
Molecular function (GO): ubiquitin protein ligase activity; zinc ion binding
Source: RefSeq, a predicted model, not a curated record
GUUUUUUUGGGUGAGUUUUUGUGGCUAUAAUGAGUGAAAGGAGUCGAACAGGUUGUAGGACGAGAAGAGUGGAUUAAUGCCUAGAGGGUUAAAAAAAAAGGAAGCGGUGGCAGGAAGAAGACGCGUUAACGUGUCAGAGCUGCUGUGGAUGUAUACACAAGUUGGAGGACUGGUGGUGUUUUCCCAAAUAAAAGUAGUGAGUAAGUCGAAGUCUGGCUAGCUAGCUAGCUAGCUGCUUGAAAUAAAAUACGAAGGAAACUUGUGAGAGCAUUAGAGUUUCGGCUUGUCUCUCAAUGUGUCAUCGUUAGUGUGAACUAAUAUUUAGAAAAGCACUGAGCAGGUUGAAUUCACGGGGUGGUACGAACACACACACACACACACACACACACACUGGUCAACUGACUGGAUGAAGCAGAGACGGGGCUGUGUUCAGUGCACGAGGUGACCCAGAGUCCUGCGUCCACUUAACCCGGGAGCAUGCUGCGACUAGAAGACGUGGCUAACGUGGUGCUCAGGGUUCCCAGUCUCUUAGUCCUGGACCUGCUCUACAAAUGCGACAUCGAGAGCUUCACCCACCAUCUCAGGGCGAGCAGCGAAGACAUGCUCUUCAAAUACAAAUACGUGCUCUGGAACAUUUACUACUUAGGUCACUUAGUUAGCACAAUAGUGCUGUUAUUGCCUCUCGGUCACAUUGUCCAACUUUACCUGCAUGUCCUGACUGCUCUUCUGCUCUACAUGGGCCAUCAGAUGUCCAGGGAUUAUGUUGUCGGAGAGAGUCAAUAUGGGUAUGACGGAACACUCUUUCUGCAUCCACCAGCGCUGAACCGUUUUGUGAGGGCACUUACAAGUCAAAUAAUUGUUGCCACUCUGUGUGCAUUCCUUAUGCGCACUCGUCGUGUAUGGUUGUUCUCUGCACACUUGCUCCCACUGGUUGGACGGAUGUGUUUAUUUUCUCAAGAUAACGUCAUGACCCUCACUACUAUUUCCAUGGGGAUAACUGCAGCAGAGGUUGCCAUCUUCCUCCUCAUGAAUCUCUUUGUCCCAUAUAGACUAGCCAGAGCCACAUAUCAGCAAAUAGCACAAACAGAGGUGACUGAUUUGUACCGGUUGUUGGCAGUAGGCAUGUCUCUCUGGCAUCAUUUUGCUGUGCCCGUAUUAUUCAGUGCUUUUUGGUUUGUAUUGUUUGGAGUUCAUCUUGUCUCCAAUGUUGGCAGCUCCACUGCCACCCAAGAGGGGCUGCUACUCUACUUUAUCACCAGUGUGUCUGAGUGCUGUGCUAGUCCUUGCUCUCUACUGGGUUUGACAUUUGUGGUUUCUUAUUUGGCACUGGGCCUACUGAAUCUCUGCAAGUUCUGCUUGGGAGGAUACACAGCACUGCAAAAUCACAAUGUCAUGCACAGGGGUGUGACAGAGGGUGUGACUCUGUUGUUGUUGGCCCUGCAGACCGGUUUGUUGGACUUGCCAGCCCUGCAACGCUGCUUCCUCCUCUUCAUUAUCCUCUUUAUCGUUCUCACUUCCACACUGCAGAGCAUGAGUGAGAUAACUGAGCCCAUUGUGUUAGGACUUGGAGCCAGCAGAAACAGGUCUGUCUGGAAACACGUGCGGGGGCUCAGCAUGUGUGUGUUUCUGCUGCUUUUUCCUGGCUUCAUGGCCUAUAAGAUAUCCCAAUUUUUCCACAUGGACUUCUGGCUUCUCAUCCUGGUUUCCAGCUGCAUGCUUACAUCACUGCAGGUGACAGGAACACUUUUAAUCUACUGCCUGUUCAUGGUGGAGGUGUGGCGUGGUGCAGCCCUCCCGAGCCUCGACGAGGUGGUGUAUUACGUGAAUGCUGUGUGUCGGGCCCUGGAGUUUGCUGUGGCUCUGUGUGUUGUAGCCUAUGGGGUAUGGGAGUCACUGUGGGGUGAGUGGAGUUGGAUUGGGGCAUCCGUUAUCAUCAUCCACUCCUACUGCAAUGUGUGGCUACGUGCCCAGGCUGGAUGGAAGAGCUUCUUGCUUCGGCAGGAAGCUGCGCGCAAGAUCAACUCACUCCCACGGGCAAGUGCUGAACAGCUGCAUGACCACGGUGAUGUCUGUGCCAUCUGUUUUCAGGAUAUGACAUCUGCUGUUAUAACCUACUGUGGUCAUUUUUUCCAUGGAAACUGUCUUCGAAAGUGGUUAUAUGUUCAGGAAACCUGCCCCAUGUGUCAUACUGCAAUCAAACCGUCCACAUCCAUCCCAAAACCUGCUGCUGGUGAUGCCCAACCAAGCCCAGUACAGACCCAACCCUACCCACCACAGCAAGAGCCUGCUGCUGAACACAUUAAUGUUCAACAAGUGGAGCAAGUUCCAGUGGAAGAUGGAGUUCAUUUAUCAGAUAAGAAGUCAGAGUCUGAAGCACCAUUAGGAAGAAAUGGUCUACAAAAUUUUAACUGUGGGGCAGAUGGAGACACUGCAGGCCCUGACUGCUCAUUAGAAAGACAUUCCUGCAAUGAGAGAGACGGGGAAUCUGAGCAGAGGACUAACCAACUCAGAGAAGGAAAUUAAGCUAAGGACUAAGAUAGAGAACCAUGACUGUGCCACUUGUUUCUGUUUACAGUGGUGGAUAAGGAGCCAAUAAAAAAGAAGGAAAAGUGGAUUGUUGGAAGACAACAGGGAGCCAGUAGCACACUGCCUCUCUGCAAUCUGAUCAAUGAAGACUAUACCUCAGUUUUCUGGUGGAAUGAAGCUUCCUCUAAUUCUCUUAAACAUGUGCUGGUGUCCUCUCAUCACAGCACUUCGUCAAGCAAUACAAAAUGUGUAAUGUUUGCUAUGGCUACGUUUCUGUUGAAAUGUUUAAAAUGCUUAUGCUGUUGUGAGGAGGUCCUGAAAGGUGAAAGUGAGAUUAUUUGCUUUUUUUAAAGCAAUGUAUAAGUGAAGCAUUUAUCUUUACUUGCUUUAAAGAAAUUCCUUAAUUUCCAUUUUAAAACAAGUCAUAAAUUGCACAUGUCGCAUUCUGAUAAUCAUGUGAAGAGAUAAGCUCGGCAAAGAGCUCUUGUGUAUCUGACAGUGCCUCAUCACAGUUGUUUCACUCAGCCAUAAUUUUCACCAUUGCACUUUGUCCAAAUUAAAUAUAUUUUUCUGUUGAUGAAA